AUGAUCAACCAGAUUAUCAAAACGUGCAAGCGUUAUUUGACUCAAGACGGCACAAAGUCCAUGUGGGAUCAGGACAAUGACGAAAUCAUCGCCCGAAUGACCGAUUGCAUUGAGGUCAAUCUUGCUUACCAGUCUGCCUAUCGAGCCACUCGGGAGGAGAUGAUUCAGUCCAAUGAAAAGCUUAUAUUCAACUUCUCGGAAGUGCAAAUAUUCGGCAACAUGAAUCUCUUCACCCAGCGUCUUGAUUACCUUACAAGGGUGCUCAAAACUUUGAAGCAAUAUUCGCUAAUCCGUGACUUCGUCCUCGAAGAUGUGAUCAUUCUGUACGUUAUUGACUGCAAGGGAAAAUUCACCGAACCCUCAAAAACCACUCUGCAUUGUUACUUUGCAAUCUUUUGUCUUGUUAUUAUGCGGACGAUCAACUUGUCGGCGAAGAGCAUUUGCGGAUUCAUGAAAGUCGAAAAGACUAAUAAGGACUCGGAGACUCUUGAAAAUGUCGCCAAUGGAAAACCUACCAUAUCUUAUUUUGAUGGCGAAAUUAUUAGCCGGCAGUUCCCAUUUGUGACGGGAAAGUGGGGUGCUACCAUCGAAACGGAUACUAACCACUGGAAUGAGCUCAAUGUGAUGGCGCGCUUUCCGAAUUACUACAGAGAUAACUUCGAUUACUCGCAGUUGGAAAACUUUGAUCAUGUAUACAUGCGGUGGAAAGAGAAGUUUAUUUUGGGAGAAUCAAGCAAAGCUGAUGAGAAAAAACCACCCACAGGAUUUUAUUACAUUUGCUUACAAAAAUCUACCGGUGAACUGACAGGUUACUUUUACAACAAAGCCUCUGAAAGGUUGCAAUUGUUAGAGUUAAAGUACGAACCCCGUCCAACGUCGACCUCGUUCCUCAUUCGUUAA
Molecule: messenger RNA, 900 nt
Organism: Mesocestoides corti
Lineage: Eukaryota; Metazoa; Platyhelminthes; Cestoda; Cyclophyllidea; Mesocestoididae
Source: the annotation of a GenBank genome assembly